Molecule: messenger RNA, 1314 nt
Organism: Closterium sp. Naga37s-1
Lineage: Eukaryota; Viridiplantae; Streptophyta; Zygnematophyceae; Desmidiales; Closteriaceae
Source: the annotation of a GenBank genome assembly
AUGGCGUCGAACGAGUCCCCGCCGCGAGCCGCGCUGCUAUCACCGCCACUAUCAUCGCCGCUAUCACCGCCGCGGUCACCGUGGACCUCGGCUGACGUGUUGUCACCGCCACCCGGUGUUACCGGCGUUGACGGCGUUGACGGCGUUGUGUGUCCGCCGGGAGAGGAGCAAGUAGUCAUCGAUAUUGCGGGCGAAUCCAUAAGAUCAAUUUCUACAACCAGCGCUCAUGCCAUUAGCCCUGUCGCCGUCAAGUCUGCCGCCGUUAAUUCUGCUGCCGUCAACUCUAACGCCCUCUCCUCUGCUGCUGCUGCCGUCAACUAUGCCGCCGUUACCUCUGCUGCUGAUCCACAUUCCGCCGAGCGCGCAGAGGAAGGCACCAGAAUUCCGCUUCCGCCGUCCGCGCUGACGACGGCGCCGCUGCAGCCGGAGCAGACUCGCGGCGGAACAGCGGAGAUUAUGUCCGCGCCAGCCGAAGGCAGCGGAGUUCCGCCUCCGCCGUCCGCGCUAACCACGGCGGAGCUCAUGUGCGCGCUGCAGCUGGCGCAGACCCGCGCAAGAACGGCGGAGGAGUCCCUGCGCGCGCUGGAGCAGGCGGUACAGGCCGCGCAGGAGAGAGGAGCUGGGGAAGUGGGGGAAGCUAGUGAAGCGGGGGAAGCGGGUGACGUGCAGAUUAGCGCAACGGACAAGCGCCAGGCUGUUCGGUGGCCUGCUGACGUGGACGAGCUGCGGGAGGGUCUGAGAAAGGCAGAGGAAUUUGCCACGUGGCAGGAGCAAGGGGGUGAGGGAGGGUGGCGGAUUUGUCAUGAGGAGGAGCCCUGGGGAAGAUCGUUCGAAAGGUCACAGCAUGUUGCACUUGCUAUUACCCACGUGGCUCCAUGUAGUGCCUUACGCGCCACACCCUCUGCCUCAUAUUAUUCCGCAACGUUUUCCGCACCUCCUUCCUUACCUCCUCAACAAUUCCUUUCUCCACCGGCUGUUCCUCCCUCGCUUUCUCGCCAUCUGACAGCCUAUCCUGACCCAGCACCCCUCUGUCUCCCAUGUUCACCCAUGCUGCCUCAUGCCGCUGUGUCACCAACUUCUGGUUACGUUUUCGACCAGUUCUACAACCGGAAAGCAUGGGGGCUUGAGGAGCCCUUAUGUGAGCCUCGGGGAAAUGUCAUCGGUGGAGCAGGGGAGUUCCCUGCUUCGGCCAAUGAUAGGGGGGGGAUUAGAAAGUACCCAGUAAACGAGGAGGUAGAGGUGUUUGAUGACGGUGACUCUUGGUCGAUAGCAUGGCUUGUACAAGUGGUGCUAGCCAUGGAAGAGGGUGGCUAG